GGGGCUGGGACGCGGGAGGGAAGGGACCAGGGGUGCGAGUAGUUUCCCUGCUGUUCAUAAGGCUCUGAAGUUCUGCUGUGAAUAUCUUACCCUCCUCUGUAAACUUUAGAUCACAUGAACUCUAACAGUCCCGCUUUUUUUCAUUUAUCUUCUAAUUGUCAAAAUAGUCUCAUAAAAAACUACUACAGUAUUUGAAUUUAUGUAUUGAGCUUUUCAAAUUUACAUUCAUCUACGCCAAAUUUCUUGUUAAACCUCUUCGCUAUUCAAGAGAAUGGCACACAGAACUAGGGAUCGAACUCCCAGAAAAAUCUUAUGUAUUAGUCAUGAAAUGAACGCUUGCAAAUGUAAUUAAAUCAGAAAUUGUAAUUUUUACGAGUUCCAUGGGUAUGGUUGUAAACAUUAGCAUUUAAAAGCAAACCUUUUAUCUGCCACUAAAUUUUCAUCUGACACUUUGUGAUGUAAAUAGAUUAUUUUAAAAAGUGACUGUGACAGACUGGGUGACACACACAUUUAAUCCCACCACUGGGGAGGCAGAGGCAAGUGGAUCACAUUGAGUUUGAGGCCAGCCUGGUUUAUCUAAUGAGUUAGGUGUCAGCCAGAGCUUAAUGCUGAUACACAGCCUUUAAAAAUAUAGAAAAAAAAUGUGGCCAGGCAGUGAUGGCUCAUACCUUUAAUUCCAGCACUCAGGAGGCAGAGGCUGGUGGAUCUUUGUAGGCCAGCCCGGUCUACAAAAAAGAAAGGAAGGAAGGAAGGAAAGAAAGAAAGAAAAUAAAUGUGUAUUUUUGUGCUGAGUUCUUAAUGUACAACUUAGAGCCUAAAAAAACACAAUAUACUUUUUUAUUAUAUUAAAUCACAGUAUUUUCACAGUAAGAAAAGGUGUUAUAAGCCACAUGGUAGUGGUGGCACCCUCUUUCAAUCCCAGCACUUGGGAGUCAGAGGUAGAUGGAGCUGGGAGUUUCUUCCCACCCUAGUCUACUGAGCAAGUUAAAGGGUAGCUGGAUCUACACAGAGAAGCCCUGUCUUAGGGGGGAAGAAAAGGAAAAAGCAAUGAAAAUGUAUUAUAGUAUAGAAUAAUAAAGAAAGCAUCUUUUGAAUAAUUACAAUAACUCAUCUACAUCAGAAAAAAAUGUCUAGAGGAAUCUUUUGUCUUAGUCAAAGGGAAGCACUCUGUCCAUGAACACAUGAUGAAGCUGUUAUUUUUUGAUUCCUGUGUUUACUGUGUUUGAGUCCAGAAUUCAUUGUGUUGCUCUGUCUGGCCCAAACUCACCAAGUAGACCAAGCUGGCCUGGAAAACACAGAGUUCCAUCCUCCUCCAUUUCCCUAGUGCUAAGAUUAAAGGUGUUCACUGAAACAACUGUUCAAACUGUUGUUUUUUUAUUUUGUGGUCUGUUGACAGCCAGUGGUGUGACUGUGAACUUCUCCCUGGAGGAGAGGCAGUGCCUGGACCCUGCUCUGGGGGCUUUGUGCAGAGACUGGAUGUUGCAGAAUUGUAGCAGUCUGAUUUCUGUGGGCGAGAAUUGUUUGCAUGCUGUCUCCCUUGCUCCUCCUCAGAGUGUCUUUCUCUUGCUCGGAAAGCGGGUGUGCCUUUGAGAGGUGUGAGACUUUCAUCGUCUUGGGUUGAAAGACCCUCAGGACCCCCCUCAGAACCCGCAGCUGGCCUGCUCCCGUGAGAACAUCCUCUUUGCUUGAAAGACCUUCAGGACCUCCAGCCGGCAGUUCCCAUGAGAACAUCCUGUUUGCUUGAAAGACUCUCAGGAACCCCUCAGGACCUGCAGCUGACCUGCUCUCAUGAGAACAUCCCGUUUGCUUAGGAGAACAGGAUAUCUGUGGUCGGCACAUGUGCCAAACUUAGAAUGUCAGCAGUUCACAAAAGGAAUAGUCUGUCCCCUUGAGUAAUCUAACGAAAACCAGGUGGGGACGGUCAGAGACAGAAUGGAACAUCUGGGAAAUGGAAUGAACAAACAACUUUGUCCAUUGUCACUGCCUGUUUAAAAUAACCAAUGAUCUUUAUGCUCUGAAAACUGUCAUUACGUAAUCAAUUUUGCCUAUAACAGCUUGCUGGAAUUUUGACCCUGCCUGACAGUUGGGAAAACACUUCUAGAUUCCUCUCUUCAUCUACUGAGCACAGUAGAUGUGUUAGAAAUUCAGGUACUUCCUGAAGAAUCUCUUUCUCAUGUGCAGGGUUAACUGAUCACCCAGACCUGCUCACCUGUUAAGAACAAAGAGGCCAGUAAGGUGAAGAGGGAUGAGACAGUAGCUAAGAAUCGAGGUAUUUGGAAGAACUGGUAAAUGGGUGCCUGUUAGUAUUCAGAUGUACUGGCCUGCACUUGGUGUCCUGACAAGAUAGGUCUGCAGCUGCAGCCGCUAAGAGCACCUCCUAUGCACGUGCACUAUGUUCCCUUUAAAAAGGUGGGCCUUGCCCACCUCCUAUCACUUUCUCUUUCUCACUCUCUUUCACUCUCUCUUUCUUUCUCUCUGCCCCUUUAUUUUUUUCUCUCUCUCUUUCUCUCUGUCUCUCUCCCUCUCUCAUUCUUUCUCUUCCUCCACUCUAAUCCCCAGGGACCAGUCUCUGCCCCUUUCUCUUUCCCCCUCUCUGCCCCUUGUCUCACUUCUUCCAGUAAACCUCCUAUGUGAGCACCAUUGUAUGGUGUUCCUCCUUCCCACUGAUUUUUAAAUCUAUUGUAAUUACUGCAAGGGACUCAAGUGAAUGUGUGAGUGGGACAUGAGAUCAGUGUGCCACAUUCUGUGUCACUAGAAAUGAUUCUGGAGACGUCCACUGAGAAGGAUCUCAGGAUCGUCCUAUUAUAGGUACAGGAACUGGUUCUACAGAAGAAUUGAAAAUGGAGCCAGGUAAAAUUUUAUUUGAGUGUGCAUGUGAGUGAUGCUGUCCUUUUCAUUGAUGUCACUAGUCAUGUCUUCAUAACAAUAUUAAUUGGUUUUCAUUUCUGACUUUCAUGUUUUACAAAAUAAUCAAAAUUAGUACCUGUAGGUUUACUUAUUAUUUUCAGAAUCUUUUGGUAUUCUAUUACAUUCUCUACAUUUAGUGUUAAUGCCUCUGCCUGCUGAGUGCUGGGAUUCAAGGUGUACACCACCACUGCCCACCUCAUUUCCAUCAAUUUUAAGGUAGAGUUUUUCUAGAUGAAACAAUAUGAUUGACAGUGAUUUUCUCCCCAAGCUUCAAAUGUUGUUCCCUGCUCUCCUGAAUUUGGGAUUAUUGACUAGACACCUGGUCAUAUUUUGUUUCUUGGGUCUUUCCAAGUGAUUUGACAUUUUCUUUAACCACUCUCAGUGUUAAUUUUUACUUUUUCUUUUUUCCUCCUUAUAUGAAAGGCCAACAAGCCAUGUAUAUUCAUUGUUCCUAAAAGAGAAACUCAAAGAAGAGAAGCAAAAAGAAAUGGUUGAUUCUCCAGUAAGCAGGCCCCAGGGUCUGUUAACUUUCAGGGAUGUGACUGUAGACAUCUCCCAGGAGGAGUGGGAAUGCCUAGACUUUGCUCAGAGGGCUUUGUACCUUGAUGUGAUGUUGGAGAAUUAUAGCAACCUCGUCUUUGUGGAGAACUAUUGCAUAUGUGAUCUUGUCCAUCAACAUGAGAAGACUGAAAAGGAUUCUUGUCAGUGUAAUGACCUUGGCAAAAUGCUUCAUGACCUCUCUACAUGUGCACUUUAUAGAACAAGUGAAACUACAGAAAACGCUAAUAACUACACAUGCAGUAAUCACAGGGAUGCCUCCGUUGACUCAUCAAACCUAGACAGACAUGAAAGCAUGCACACUGGAGAAGACCCUUGUAAAUCUAAAGACUGUGAGAAAUCUUUAAAUUUGUGUCCCAGCAUUACUCAAGAUCAGAGCGUCUACAAUGCAGAGAAAGAGCACAGGCAGGGAGAAUGUGAUGACUAUUAUGACUCAACAUAUAGCCAUUUACAACAAACUAUCUACAUUGGAGAGAAACCAUACCAGUGUGGGAAAUGUGGGAAAUGCUUCAGUACUGCCUCAAGCCUCAGUGGACAUCAGAGAAUACAUACUGGAGAGCAACUUUUCAAAUGUGGAGAAUGUGGUAUGUCCUUUAACCACCAUACAACUCUUAGAAAACAUCAGAGAGUCCACACUGGAGAGAGACCUUAUAGUUGUAAGGAAUGUGACAAGUCUUUUUCUAGGUUCUCAUAUUUUAUAGCACAUCAAACAAUUCAUACUGAAGAGAAACCCUACAAAUGUGGAGAAUGUGGCAAAUCCUUUAUCCACCAUUCAAAUCUUAGAAUACAUCAGAGAGUCCAUACUGGAGAGAGACCUUAUAGUUGUAAAGAAUGUGACAAAUCUUUUACUACAUGCUGGGUCCUCAAAAAUCAUCAAAAAAUUCAUUCUGGAGAGAGACUUUACAGUUGUAAGGAAUGUGACAAAUCUUUUAUCAGGGCUUCCUACCUCAGAGCACAUCAGAAAAUUCAUACUGGAGAGAAACCCUACAAAUGUAAAGACUGUGACUUGUCCUAUAUUCAUCUUUCAAGUCUUAGAAGACAUCAGGGAGUUCAUACUUGAGAGAAAAAUACCAUUCGCAUAAUGUAA
Molecule: messenger RNA, 4552 nt
Organism: Myodes glareolus (Bank vole)
Lineage: Eukaryota; Metazoa; Chordata; Mammalia; Rodentia; Cricetidae
Source: RefSeq, a predicted model, not a curated record